UAGACCACAAUGCCUCGGUUCCUUGUUGGACGCCGAAGGAAAGCGGUGGACCACGUGAUUCCUUACCCAAACAUGGCGGCCAAAGAGCGCAGAGAUCAGACUAUCAACGCGAAAUUAUGUAUCGGAAAUUAUGUGCUUGGAACAACUUUGGGUGUUGGAACGUUUGGAAAAGUAAAAUUGGCAGUUCAUCAGCUGACAGGCCACAAAGUAGCUGUGAAAAUCCUAAACAGACAGAAGAUCAAGAAUCUUGAUGUUGUCGGCAAAAUAAGGAGGGAGAUUCAAAACUUAAAACUCUUUAGACAUCCUCAUAUCAUAAAAUUAUAUCAAGUGAUCAGUACUCCAUCUGAUAUAUUUAUGGUAAUGGAAUAUGUAUCUGGAGGAGAAUUGUUUGACUACAUCCUUAAACAUGGAAAGCUUCAAGAGAAGGAGGCUCGAAGAUUUUUCCAGCAAAUCAUAUCUGGAGUGGAUUACUGCCAUAGACAUAUGGUAGUCCACAGGGACCUUAAACCUGAGAAUCUCCUUCUGGAUGCCCAAGCAAAUGUAAAAAUAGCAGACUUGGGAUUAUCUAACAUGAUGACAGAUGGUGAAUUCCUCCGAACAAGUUGUGGAUCACCAAAUUAUGCAGCCCCUGAAGUCAUAUCUGGAAAACUUUAUGCUGGUCCAGAGGUAGAUAUAUGGAGCUGUGGGGUGAUUCUUUAUGCCCUUUUAUGUGGAAGUCUUCCCUUUGAUGACGAACAUAUUCCGACUCUAUUCAAAAAAAUUAAAGGAGGUGUAUUUUAUAUACCAUCACAUCUGUCAUCAGAGACAAGCAGUUUGGUAUCAUCAAUGUUACAAGUUGAUCCCAUGAAGAGAGCGACAAUGCAGCAAAUAAAGAAUCAUGAUUGGUUCAAAAAGGAUCUCCCAGUUUACCUGUUCCCAUCGUCUUGCUUAGAAAGUGAUAUGGUAGACCAGGAGUGCGUAGCAUCAGUGUGUGAGAAACUAAACUGUAGCGAAAGUGAUGUUCGUUGGGCAAUAAAAAAUGGAGAUCCUCAUGACCAACUGAAGAUUGCUUAUCAUCUGAUACUGGACAACAAGAGAAUGAAAAUGUUAGCUCAAGGAGAGGGCAAUGUAAAGGACUUCUUCACAUCUAUUUCACCUCCCAUAUCCUCCUUCCUUGUGAAGGAACCAGCAUCACCUUUGCGAAGUGCUAUGUCUUCAAGUGAAAGCAUUCCCAAUACAGCCACGAAUAAAGCAAGAUCCAAUUCUAAUCCAACAACACCUUCAAAAAAAAUCCCAUACCUGAGGCUGGCACUUGGAAAGCGACCGAAGUGGCAUUUGGGCAUUCGAUCACAGAGCAAGCCAAAUGAUAUUAUGGGUGAAGUGUACCGCGCCAUGAUGUCUUUAGGUUAUGAGUGGAAAAUCAUAAACCCCUUUAAUUUAAGAGUGCUUCGAAGAAACAGGAUUACUGGAAAAUUUACGAAGAUCGCCGUUCAGUUGUACCAGGUCGAUCAUAAAAGUUAUCUCCUGGACUUCAAAAGCAUUCCCACCCCGGAAAACCCUCCAGAACACUCAGAAGGAACACUAUCGGGAAAGUCGUCCAGAAAAUCGUCUGCAAACUCCUCGUUUAACAGCCUCAAAGACUCCGACAGUUUCAAGAGUCAUACUGGCUCACAUCACACGAUGGAAUUCAUGGAAAUGUGUGCGAGACUGAUUAUCGCUCUUGCCUGCUAACGAACUUAAAAUAAGUUCAGUGGUGGUGGAUUGCGGGUAAAGUGAUGAGGUCACCACUUGGUUGACGUCGGCGUGUUUCCGAACUUCGAUUGCAGAAGCAGACUUCUUGAAUUCGAAGGCUUAACUUUUUCAUCCCUCGACUUCAACUUAAAUUCAAUUCGUUGGACUUUGUGCUAAUUGCAUCUGCUAACCGAGUCCAACACAUUUCUGACUGGUUUGUUUUCUCGCACGAAAAGUGCGGUAUCAACCAAUCAAACACCGCAGAUCUGUACAAUUAUGUAAUUAGAUCUAAUUCUUUGGAGUUUGUUUUCAACGCAAGAGAAUGUUUACCCAGCAGUUUUUCAUUGACGAAAUGGAACCAGGAAUGAACUUGCAAAAAGACGUUAACGAAUUUUGAUUCAUAGGGAGAAUCUAGAAAAGGAACUUUAACUUAAUGAGACAACUGUCAUAUGAACUGUUUUUGAUAAAUGUUUUAGGUAUUGGGUACUUUUUUAAAUAAACAGAAAAAGAAGAAGAAGGAAACAAUUGGCGGUGUACCGGCUAUUAUCAAGACAAAAAAACAGAACGUUACUUGCUUCCUUGAAAUUUUCUAUUUGGAUCGAACAGUAUUAUAUAGUUUAUCCACUUUGAUAGUUAAGACUCUGGUUUGAACUCUGUUUGGGGAGGUGCAUUGUGCUCCUUUGGUAUAUAUGAUUUUUUCCCAUGUUUAAAAUUAGUAGACAUGAGGUAAAUAAGGUACAAUUCGUAGCCCCUGGGGCACAUAACUGACAGGAGCUUUAGUGGAAUAGUGGGAUGGUUAACGUGAAUCUUCAAAGUACAUUUAUUUUUAUGAAUUCCAUAUCUUCGUUAUUUAUGACAUUCAUUCUCAGCAUGAGCACACCAUCAUCUUAAGUUUCUUUUCGUAAAAAAAUUGUAAAUAGAAAUUUUUGGGAAAAAAAUGAAAAGCGUGUUAUUGUCAUUGUGAACAUUUAGUGUUUUUUUAUUUCAAUGUAUAAACAUGUAGUUGUUAUCACACCAUAAACACAAGGCUGUUUUGAAGGUCUCGUGGUGAGAUUUAAGACUGGUUACUUUUGUGGGAGAGAUUCCAACUUACUGGCCGAAAUGAAAAAAUCUAGUUUCAUUAUUAGAAGUGUCCUCGCAGUAAGUUGACUGUUUUGUUGAUGCGGGAUAAUGUUCCCUUUGUUACUAAGAUCGAUCACAGGGAUUGGCGAACAUAUGCGGGAAAUCCAGACAAAUAGUUGACGUAAUUUACGGUUCAAAAACUAGCCGUUGGAGCAAAUUUCAAGUGAGUGUCCAAUGUGAUCGGGAAAUACUUUUACCUUAUAAUUUUCAUUGCUCGUUGACUGAUUCAGAAAACCAUGGGCACUCUCAGCCAGUGAAGCUCGUACUUCCUAGGGUUUCGAGUAGUUUACUUGGAUUUAUUUUGGGUUCUUAGAUUUUUUUUCGGUGUCAUAAUCGGCCGUUUGUUUACUUUCGUCUAGCUUAUCUACACUCAAUCGAGAUUCGCUCCAAUCUAUGGCUUGUUGAGAUU
This is a messenger RNA of Stylophora pistillata, 3241 nucleotides long. RefSeq names its product 5'-AMP-activated protein kinase catalytic subunit alpha-2. Gene Ontology annotation, cellular component: cytoplasm. Gene Ontology annotation, molecular function: ATP binding; protein serine/threonine kinase activity. Gene Ontology annotation, biological process: intracellular signal transduction; protein phosphorylation. Lineage: Eukaryota; Metazoa; Cnidaria; Anthozoa; Scleractinia; Pocilloporidae. The record is from RefSeq and is a predicted model, not a curated record.